Molecule: messenger RNA, 891 nt
Organism: Centropristis striata (black sea bass)
Lineage: Eukaryota; Metazoa; Chordata; Actinopteri; Perciformes; Serranidae
Product: low affinity immunoglobulin gamma Fc region receptor II-like
Exons: 7
Coding region: 1-891 (296 amino acids)
Biological process (GO): cell surface receptor signaling pathway
Molecular function (GO): transmembrane signaling receptor activity
Source: RefSeq, a predicted model, not a curated record
AUGAAGGUCAGCGCUCUCUGCAUCAGACUGAUGGUGACUGUACUGCUGAAGAACAGUCUCUAUGUUCAGGAAUCUGAUGCAGCUUUCAUUAAUGUGGAUCCAAACAGACUGCAAUUCUUUGAGUAUGAAUCCAUCUCACUUACCUGUGCCCGGAUUCGCAGCUCAUCUGAAUGGAGAGUGAUGAAAAAGAUUUCCUCAGAUGCUUCUCGAUGGGAAACAUCAACAGGAUCCUUGAAGAUUAAUCCGGCUUAUAAAUCACACAGUGGAGAAUACUUUUGUGAAAAUGGAGAGGGAGAGAGAAGCAACGCUGUCAACAUCUCUGUCACUGCUGGUGAAGUGAUCCUGGAUAUUCCUGCUCUCCCUGUGAUGGAGGGAAAGAUGGUGACUCUGCGCUGCAGAAAGAAGACAUCUGCUAUCUCUACAGCUGAUUUCUACAAAGAUGGCCUAUUCAAUAGGACAGAAUACACUGGCAACAUGACCAUUCCCAGUGUUUCAUUAUCUUCUGAAGGUCUUUACAGAUGCAGAAUCCCUGGAGCUGGAAGAUCACCAGAGAGCUGGCUGGCUGUCAGAGCCUAUAUUAUACAUGCACCUCAAGGGACAACACCUGGGGAGGGUCAAGAGUGGCCUCCUCCUCAUCCUCCAGACCCUGGUUCCAUUCAGCUCUCCAUCCUGUUGCCGGUCGUCUUCACCUGUUUGUGUGUGGCUGUUCUGCUGCUGGUGGUGGGACUACUGCACUAUCGGAAACACAGAGUGUAUGUAAACAUCGGCAUGGCUGGACAACAGACUACAUAUGCCCAUGUGAUGAAACACAAGAAAAAGAGAGUCACACGUCUGAAGAUGCUGCUUACAAGAACUGUGCUGCUGCACAUUCUCUCUGUGGUCAACUACUGA